Hevea brasiliensis (rubber tree) is the source of this 825-nucleotide messenger RNA. Its product is annotated as early nodulin-75. The record is from RefSeq and is a predicted model, not a curated record. Lineage: Eukaryota; Viridiplantae; Streptophyta; Magnoliopsida; Malpighiales; Euphorbiaceae. The transcript has a single exon. Bases 1 to 825 code for a protein of 274 amino acids.
AUGUCUUCUCCUAAAUGCUUGCUGGUGUUGCUCCUGCUCGGAGUAGCAGUGAUUCUCUCCACCACCCCUUCAUCACUUGCUGAUGACCGCCAUGAACCUCCUAAACGUAAAGGUGAGAAACCACCCCCAAAACACAAGCCACCACAUGGUCACUUUCUAAGUGAAAAUGUAGAGGACUUUCAUGGACCUCCAAACGGUAAGGGAGAGAAACCACCUCCUAAACACAAACCCCCGCAUGGACACCUUUUAAUUGAGGAUGAAGAGGAUUCUUUUAAACAUCAUAAGGGAAAGGGAGAAAAGUUUCCACCUCAUCACAAACCACCACAUAAGCCUCCAACGGGAUAUAGACGACUUUUGGCAGCUGAGGAGGUCGUAGAGGAGGACCAUAGGGGUAAGGGAUUUAAGCCACCACCAAAACAUAAGCCACCGCACGGACAUCUUUUGGCUGAGGAAGAUAUAGUCGAGGAUUUACACAAGGGAAAGGGAAAGGGAGAGAAGCCACCACCAAAACACAAGCCACCUCACGGACAUCUUUUGGCUGAAGAAGAAGUGGUCGAGGACUUGUACACGGGAAAGGGAAAGGGAGAGAAUCCACCACCAAAACAUAAGCCACCGCACGUACAUCUUUUGGCUGAGGAAGAAGUAGUCGAGGACUCACACAAGGGAAAGGGCGAAAAGCCACCGCCAAAGCACAAGCCACCACACGGACAUCUUUUAGUUGAGGAAGAAAUAAUCGAGGACUCACACAAGGGAAAGGGUGAAAAGUUUCCGCCAAAACACAAGCCGCCCCACAAGCCGCCCCACAAGCGUCCACCUGCCAACUGA